Aspergillus eucalypticola CBS 122712 is the source of this 1092-nucleotide messenger RNA. RefSeq lists its product as uncharacterized. The transcript has 4 exons. Lineage: Eukaryota; Fungi; Ascomycota; Eurotiomycetes; Eurotiales; Aspergillaceae. The record is from RefSeq and is a predicted model, not a curated record. Bases 1 to 1092 code for a protein of 363 amino acids.
AUGUCUACGUCGCCCUCCACCAGCUCUUCGGUGCUAACCGCGGCGGAGCUGGCCGAGUGGUCGCAGUCCCUCAAGCCGGUGGUGUUAGGUCUCAGUAUCACCAUGUUGGUGCUUGGCAAUAUGGGCGUGAUGCUAUGUAUCUGGGCCCAAUGGUGUAUUCAGAAGCGUCCCAUGCCGGAGGACUAUUUGCUAGUCAUGGCUGUUCUCUUUGCCAAUGUGGUCUCAAUUGCCAUAAUUGUCGCAGUGCAUUAUGGACUGGGAUACCACCUCUUCCGGGUUGAAUCUGAAGAUCCGUCGGGCAUGAAGUGGAUCUUCCUGUGUUUGUGGUUCACAGCCGCCUUUAAUGGGUCCUUGAUGCUGGCUAUCAAGAUUACCCUGCUCUUCUACUACUGGUGGCUGUUUAUUGUGCAGCAGAUCUGGCUGCGCAUCUUCUGGUGGAUAAACAUGAUAUACGCAGUGCUCUAUUACUGGGAGCGCUUCAACCUGCAGUCAACCGUGCAUGGUAGCUGCUAUAAUUCUACCACUGCUGACAGUCUGUUGCUGAUUCUGGACCUGGUCUCCGAUAUCGCGAUUCUGGUACUAUUUAUUGCUAUUAUUACUAUUCUGCAAAUGCUGCUUGCCUGCAAAAUGGGGCUCAUGAUUAUAUUUUCAGUUGGAUUCCUUACUAUUGUAUCCGUGAUUACCCGCGUUGUUGUUCUCUACAAGUCUAUGAGCCUGUACUCAGACUUUUCCUAUGUGGCCGCGCUCUUCGAGCUGCUGGACAUGAUCCAGCUCAACAUAGUUAUUAUAUGCGCAACUGCGGUGCCCAUCACCUCGGGCUUCCGUGUCGCCUUCAGCAAAAAGCAUCGCCGAGACAAGGACUGGACGGCCGGAGGUGCAAGCAGGAAUAUAUACUAUUAUAGCCAUGCCUCAGCAGCAGCACGGGCCGCAUGCUUGCGACUCGAGGAUGAAGCCGGCAGCAGCACUAAACGGCUGUAUAUGGGACACUUUACCACCAGCUGCGCCUCCAAGGACCCGGAAGAUCGGACACCGGGGGGAGGCGUGGUGUCAGCGAAUGGGAUUAUGGUGAAGAUGGAUGUGGAUAUCCGGUAG